Molecule: messenger RNA, 1005 nt
Organism: Penicillium chermesinum
Lineage: Eukaryota; Fungi; Ascomycota; Eurotiomycetes; Eurotiales; Aspergillaceae
Product: Mov34/MPN/PAD-1 family protein
Exons: 2
Coding region: 1-1005 (334 amino acids)
Biological process (GO): protein deneddylation
Cellular component (GO): cytoplasm; COP9 signalosome
Molecular function (GO): metallopeptidase activity; deNEDDylase activity; protein binding
Source: RefSeq, a predicted model, not a curated record
AUGCAGGCUGCACAGCAGUCCUGGGAGCUCGAGAAUGCGAUCAAAGUUUUCGACCCGCAACGCGACGCCCUGUACAAAUAUGACAAAGCCGUACAAGAUACUCUCAAUGCUCAACGACCGUGGGCCAACGACCCCUAUUAUUUCAAAUAUGUACGCAUUUCCGCAUCAGCGCUAUUGAAAAUGGUGAUGCAUGCCCGCUCAGGCGGGUCCCUGGAGGUGAUGGGUCUGAUGCAAGGCUACAUCUUACCCGAAACGUUUGUGGUCACCGACGCAUUCCGCCUGCCCGUCGAAGGCACUGAAACCCGGGUCAAUGCACAAGACGAAGCGAACGAAUACAUGGUCUCCUAUCUACAAUCAUGCCGAGAUGCAGGCCGGAUGGAUAACGCGGUGGGCUGGUACCACAGCCAUCCUGGGUACGGGUGCUGGCUCUCGGGCAUUGACGUUGCAACACAAAUGACACAGCAGUUGACAGGCCCGUUUUUGGCCGUUGUCAUUGACCCCGACCGCACGAUCUCUGCGGGGCGGGUGGAAAUUGGCUCUUUUCGCACUUUCCCCCAGGACUUUGUCCCCACUCGAGAGGGCCACGAAGACGAUGAUUAUCAGACGAUUCCGAUGGGCAAAGCUGAAGACUUUGGUGCCCAUGCGAAUCAGUACUACUCUCUUGAGACCACCCAUUUCAAGAGCACCCUCGACUCCGAUAUAUUGUCGCUUCUCUGGAACAAGUAUUGGGUUGCGACUCUCAGCCAAAGCCCCCUAUUCACAUCUCGCGACUUCGGUAGCAAACAAAUGACAGACCUCAGCCAGAAAGUGCGCAGCGCAACCCGUCAGAUUGAGAAUGGGGCGCCCAGGAGCAGCGGGGCAGCGGCAGCUAAAGAUAAACAACUGGACAAAGUCGUACGCGGAGGUCAGCGAAUUGUGUCCGAGGAAGUCAAAGGGCUUCUGGCUUCGGAAAUAAAGAUGAAGUUAUUCCAGAAUAUUGACGACAAGCCAAAGCCGGAAUUCUGA